This is a messenger RNA of Leguminivora glycinivorella, 2225 nucleotides long. Its product is annotated as max-binding protein MNT. Gene Ontology annotation, molecular function: RNA polymerase II cis-regulatory region sequence-specific DNA binding; protein dimerization activity; DNA-binding transcription factor activity, RNA polymerase II-specific. Gene Ontology annotation, biological process: regulation of transcription by RNA polymerase II. Lineage: Eukaryota; Metazoa; Arthropoda; Insecta; Lepidoptera; Tortricidae. The record is from RefSeq and is a predicted model, not a curated record.
GCGUGACAGCGGGCGCGCCUGUACCGCGCGGCGCGUGGCCGUGCCCCGUGCGUCAUGAGCCUGUUGGACACCCUGCUCGAGGCGGCGCGCUUCAUCGAGCUGCAGGAGCGGCGCCUGCAGGCCGAAUGGGUAUUCUUAUGGAAUCCUCCGAAGUGAAUCUAUGCACUGCCAGAUACGCGAGCGGUACGGAAGUGUUCGGCGCGAUGGCCACUCCGAGUGACUACUACAGCGACACCAUCCACACCAUUGCCAUCAACACCAGGGAGACAGAAUUCGGCAAGAUCGUCGAGCCUAUCCCGAUAACCCUGAAAGCAUACCAGCAGUUCCAAGCACAUGGCCAUGUGCAUGCUUACGGGUUUCCGCAACAGAUGUUAACGGCUCUAACUGUUCCCCGAAUUCCUGAUGAUGAAAAACCGUCCACGUCAUCGCAAACUACCCCCUCCAAAGAGCAAACGAAGGAUAAUCAGACAGUUCGGCCGCCUCCGAAAAAGAAAUGGAUAAAGGAGUAUUUAGAGGAGGAGCCGAAGUCGCCGGUGUCGGUGCGAGUGGUGACAGGGUUGUCGGUGACGGCUCGUAGCAACGGCGUGGUGCGGCCGACGUCGCCGGUGCCGGUGGCCCCCGUCCCGCUCGUGUUCGAGCCGGCCCCCGCCCCCGCGCCGCCCGCGCCCCUCGACUUCGUACAAGAACAUUCCAGGCCGCGAACGACGAGCACCAGCCAUGGGACCCCCCAGAUCCCCUCACCCCCCGUCGGCAGUAACGGCAGCAGCAGCGGCAGCGGCAGCGGUAGCGCCCCCCGCGCCGGCACGAGAGAAGUGCACAACAAACUCGAGAAGAACAGACGAGCGCACCUUAAAGAAUGCUUUGAACUGCUUAAGAGACAGCUGCCAGCUACCCCUGAUGACAAGAAGACUUCUAAUCUGUCGAUAUUGGCGUCAGCGAUUAGAUAUAUACAGGUCCUCCGCCGCAAAGAGCGCGAAUGCGAGCACGAGAUGGAGCGGCUGGCGCGCGAGAAGAUCGCAGCGCAGCAGCGCCUCGCGGCGCUAAAGCGGGAGGUGUCUGUACGCGCUACGGUUCGGCCGAGGAGCACUGAAAAUGAAGAAAUGGAAAGGGAUGAUCGAGUCAAUGGACAAGUAGUGGGAAUCCCUAUUAGUAUUACCUCAUCCCCCCCAACGCGGAUCAAGAGCUCGCCCCCCCGCACCCUGAACCUCAGCACGAAGCUCCGCACACUCCCCAUACAGAUCACGCCCACCACCUCGCAGGUCGUGCGAACGUCUUACGGCGCGCGACACAACACACUCACGCUUACCACGCUGGCGCCCGCGGAGUCCGCACAGAACGGCCAGCUAGAAAAUGGCGUCAGCAAUACCUUAAGCACCACUUUGGUGCACCCGGCGCAAAUACACCUUCCAAUCUCGCAAGUGGUGGGUAGCGGCGGACUAGUAGUAGGGGGAGCAGCAUUGCAGCUGCUGUCGGCCGGCGGCGGGCUGCGCGUGCUGCAGCAUACCAACGGAGUGACAACAGGGGAUAGUAAUCAUAGAAUACAAAGAGAAAAUGGCAUUGUGUCACCUCCACCCGCGUCCUCAGAAGGCGUGGUGGUGAGCGGGCUGGCUCCGCUCGUGGUGUCGCAGGCGGGCCAUCUGCUGCAGACCCACACACUCGCGCACAAGAUGGUAGAAACGCAAGUGGUAAGCGGCGGCGGUGGCGGCGGCGGGCCGCUGACGGUGAGCGCGUCGUACCUGAGCGCGGCCGUGGUCAAGCCGCUCGUCGUGCUGCCCGCGCCCUCCCCCGCGUCCCCCGCGCGCAACACGUGAGGCGCGGGGCAAGAGACUUGGCGCCUCAGUUACAGCGCGCCCCCGAUUUAAGUUUUUGAGCGUCUAGUAGGCGAUAUGGAAAUGCUGCGCUGACGUUGCGAGCGUGGCAUAGAGUUGACUGGACGCUGAUGGUUUAGAUGUUAUACUUCGUUUUUAGGAUUAGAUAGAAGGUAAACAGUGGUGGUGUUUCUUUUUGUUGGAAAAUUCGUUAAAAUAUCGGGAAUUUAAAUCUCAUUUGCGCCUGGCAUGGUACGGUAAAAAUUAUAUUUAAAAAUACAAAAAUAGAAUGUAAAGUUGUGUAAAAAAAUGAGAUGACGGAUAAAACAGACGCUGCGCCAAACUCAAACGGAAAUGGCGAGCGAAUGAGUCAGUGUUUUUCAAUAAAUAGACAAAUCAGGAACUCUUACCUUUUUU